Drosophila miranda is the source of this 739-nucleotide messenger RNA. Its product is annotated as protein Abitram. Gene Ontology annotation, biological process: regulation of filopodium assembly; regulation of actin filament polymerization; dendrite morphogenesis. The record is from RefSeq and is a predicted model, not a curated record. Lineage: Eukaryota; Metazoa; Arthropoda; Insecta; Diptera; Drosophilidae. Gene Ontology annotation, cellular component: nucleus; filopodium tip; dendrite. Gene Ontology annotation, molecular function: actin filament binding; actin monomer binding. The coding region runs from base 20 to 667 and encodes 215 amino acids. The transcript is spliced from 2 exons.
GGGGAGACCGAAUAGCAGAAUGGCUGCCACCGCGGAUCCCUUGGAGCCCUUCUACUUCGAGCACGAGGAGCAGCAGCGCAUUUGCGGGAAGCCGGUGAGCCCCAUCACAGAUGGCUUCGAUGCGAACUAUCCCAGUGUUGUGGAUCGUUUCUUCACGCGCUUCUACUACAUCCGAGCCAAUGCCGCCUACCAGGUGCUGUACCACUCCAAUCGCAUCUGCCUAAUCUGCCUGGCGCCCACGCAUCCCGCCCUUGCCCAAGGCAUUGCCAGUCUAAGCUUCGACGUGGGCAACGUGGAUCGCAGCCAGAAUGUUGUGAAGGGCAAGGCCAAGAAGGGCGGCAUGAUUCUGCAGGCGGACUCUACACUGGCGCUGCUCACCACAAAGACGGGACAGAUCUACAAGAUACCUAGCUGCAUACGCGGCAAGCUGGUGGAGGUGAACGCUGCUCUGGUUGCAGAGCCGAAACUGCUGGAGCAGCUGCCCGAGGGAGCUGGCUACUUUGCCAUUCUUCUGCCCAAAAUUGAAAACUGCUACUUGAUCAGGGAGAGCCUGUUGACACAGGAGCAGUACGAGGAGCACUUGAAGGCGAACCAGGAGCAGAAUACGGAGCAUUUAAAGACCAUCACGGAGCAGAAGGAGAAAGAAGAAGAGAUGUUGAUCACGUGAAAUACUGACUACGUAUUUAACUAUUGACUACUGAACAUUUAUAAUAAAACCCAGAAUAUGUUUUGCAAGGAA